Messenger RNA from Plasmodium berghei ANKA, 16104 nucleotides. Its product is annotated as protein SOC2. The record is from RefSeq and is a predicted model, not a curated record. The transcript has 2 exons. NCBI's taxonomy places the organism in Eukaryota, Apicomplexa, Aconoidasida, Haemosporida, Plasmodiidae. The coding region runs from base 1 to 16104 and encodes 5367 amino acids.
AUGAAGAAAUAUUUUUAUCAUAAAAUAUUUAAUAAAACAGGAAAUCAUAAGAGUUUAUUUAAUUAUUGCAUAAAUAAUAAAAUUAUUGUUGUUGUAAUUAGCAUUAUGACUAAUCAUCAUAUCUUUGAAGAUCUUUUAUCGAAAGAUAUUCACAUUUUCAAGAUGCUUGCUUUUGAAAUGCCCAAACGUAAUGUAAUAAAGUACAAAGGGCAAAUGAUCAUAAGUAAAACACAAUAUAAAAAAAUAAUAAGAAAAUACAUUCGUAUAAUAAAAAAUAAUUGUAAAAGGAAGAAAUUCCAAAUAGCUUAUAAUAAAAGCAAAGUUCCUAUUCAAGAAAAAUUGUAUAGAAAACAAAAUAUUAUUCCAAUAUUCCAUUUUGGUAAGCAUAAUGUAAUAAACCCUGAGUUUACACAAGUUAAUAAAAUUUAUACUCCAUACUCGUUCUUAUUAUUAAUUUUUGUGGAAUAUAAAUAUAAAAUGUAUAGCAAUUCGGAAGGUGUUCAAUACAAUGGUAUAUUUCUGAAAAAAAAACAAACAAGCUUUAAAGAAACAAUUAUUGUAAAUAUUUUUCUCUUUACACCAAAUAAAUACAUUUGGAGCAUAUGCAGGAUGAAUGAAAAUUCAAAUAUGAAUGAAAAUGCUCUUGAAAAAAAGAGCAUAUGCGAAAAAAAACAAAGUGUAAAUGUAUUUAAUAUUGUUGGCGUAAGUAAAAAUUCGAAUUUCAAUGAAGGUAUAAGUAUAAAUAAAAAUUCAAAUAUAAGUAGAAAUUCGAAUAUAAGUGUAAAUACAAAUAUAAAUAAAAACUCCUAUAUAAAUUCAAGUGCUCAUAUAAUUGCCAAUAUUAAUAUAUACAAAAACCCUUAUAUAAAUGGUAACAUAUGUAUAAGUGCUAAUAUAUGUAAAAAUACUUACAUAAUCUCAGGAAAUUAUUUAAUACAUAAUACAUAUUCAUUCCAAAGAAGUCAUAUAAAUAAAAAAAAUUACGCAAAUUUCAAUAAAAAUCAAAGAAUAUGUGUUUAUUUGAGAAGGAACUAUAUAAAAAAAAAUAUAGUUUUUAUUGAGAACGCGUAUUUUGUCGCCUAUUUGUAUACGAUUUGUAUUUUAUGCACACAUGGUAAUGGGCAUAUGGCUGAGGAUGCGUAUAUUGCAUCCAUAUAUUUAAUUAAUAUUGCAUGUAGAAAUAUAGAGCAAGCUAAGGGUAUCAAAAAUUCGAUAGAUAAUGGUGUAUGCACUAAAUUUUGUGCAUAUAUCAACAUUUGGAUAUAUAUGGUUUUUUAUGGAAUGCACGAAACCAUUAAAGGAAGAGAAAUUAAAGAAAAUUUCACAAAAUUUAAGUGUAAUAAUUCAAAUAAUACUAUAAAUAAAUGUAAAAAAAUUAAUGAUAUUUAUACAUAUAUUAUAAGUGUAUAUUAUGUAGAAAUACCAUAUAAAAAAUCCUUGGAGCAUAUCAAUGUUUAUGAGAGAAUACUUAUUAAAAAUAAUAAAGGUCGACUUAAAGACAUUAAAAAAUCUAACGAUAUCGCCAAAACAACAAAAAAAAAUAAAAUAAAAACAAAAGAAUUGCAUAAAAUUUUAUUAAAACAUGUAAAAAUGGCUAGUCAUACAUUCAAAAAAAAAAAAAAUAUUGUUAAAUUAUUGUAUGCACAUAUAAUAUUAAAAAACCCAAUUCAUAAAAAUAAAAAAUAUAUAUUUUUUAAUUAUUUAAAUAAAAAUUUAUAUAAAGUUAAUAAAGUGUUUAAAGUUGAAGAUAAGUUUAUAAUUAAAUAUAGAUAUAUUUUUAUUUAUUUUAAAAUAUUUAUUUUUAUAUUAAAGGUUAUCUUAAAUUACACUAAUUUACACCCAAACCCUCCAAAAACUGUGAAUACUUAUAUUUUUCACAAAAAAAAUAUAAAAUAUUAUUCAUACAAAUUUAUUAUAUAUUAUUACAUUAAAAAUAUUUACAUUAAUUUUUUUAUUUGGUUUGAAAAUUUGGAAAUACUUUCAAAAAUAAACCCAUUUCUGUAUGGAUUAAUUUCAGAAAAGUAUUUUGCCAAGAAUUCAAAUAUUUAUGUGUUUACUCAAUUUUACAUUACAUUAUAUAUACAAUACAUAUAUUACACGCUUAAUAAUUACUUACUUACAUGUAUCACAUGUUUAUUGAGCUCUACAACAUUAUGCCCUUUAUAUUUUAAAUAUUGUGGCAUACUAAUUAAUAAUUUAAUUGUUUUAGUUACCAUACUAUUUAUAAGAUCAAAGGAGAAUUUAGUUUUAUUCAUAAAACAAAGCAUAAUACACUUAUUUUUUUCUUUUAGAAGCAGGAAUAUAGCUUUUUUAGAGCAUAUCAUUUAUGUACAUUUCACAAUAUAUAUAUAUCAGUUUAAUUAUUUUAUAAUUUUUUUUUUGAAGAUCUAUUGUAAUAUUUAUGAUUCUAAAAUCAUUUCGUACAAUAGAUAUUGCAUUUUUCAUAGAAAUACUGAUAUAAACAUUUGUUUAUGUCAGAUAUUUAGUUAUUUUAUUUAUUAUUUAGAAUAUAUUUCGAAUAUACUCAAGGAACAGAGUUUAACGUGGUUUCGGUUAUUUGCGUUCAUAAUGUUGUCACAAAUAAUUGAAGAUAGCAUAUCGCUUGCAAAAAGCGCGUAUGUUACUUUAUCGAAAAUCCCGUUGGCCAUAUAUAAGUCCUUAAGAGAUAGGCGAAAUGAAAGAACCGUUUCUGCAAGUGAUUCUUACGAUUCCAGAAAGCAUGUUAACAGGCGUGGUAAAAAUCGUAUUAGAAAGCGUGAUAGAAAUUGUGUUGAGAAAAAGAAUUUGGAUAAUUCUUUUAGAGAAAAAUUCGAUAAAAAUCGAAGAGAUAUAUUUGAAACAGUAGUUCGAAGGAUUAAUGGUUCAAAAUCUCGUAUUGUUGAUGAUUAUUUUAAUACUCGCAACGUAUUUAAAAGAUGCUCACCAAAGCACAAAAAAAAAAAGUAUGAGAAAUGUAUUUUGUGUAAGAAAUAUUUACAAUAUGCUGUAUUAGAAAAUUAUAGAAAUGAGCAAGGAAGUGAAAUUAGCGAAAGAGAAAAUAUGAUUGUGUGUCAUUGUCCUCGAACUACUGAUGGAAAUUCUGAAUUUAGCAAAUUGGUUGAUGAGAAAUUAAAAGAAAAGCGCAGCAGAAUUAAACGCUUUACACCUUGCACUACGCCAAUUAAAUGUGCGUUUCCAGUUGAAAAUGUUGACAUUACUGAUAUCAAACAUUUGGGCAAACAAAAAAUUGAUGAGAACGUUAAGAAUGAUGAUAUUAGUAAGUUAGCAACAAAUGGCCACAUGAGUAAUUUUUAUAUGAGCGUUCUAAAAGAUUUGGAUUCUUGUAUUUCAUCACGUACGACAAAGAUUGUAGAUUCACAUGAUAAAAGCUUAGGGGAUAUCUGUAUCGUAUCUAAUGGCAACAUUAUAUAUGCUUCAGAGAAUAUCAAAAGUGAAAAAGAUGAUAAUGUUGAAAUUACGAAAUCCACAAACACCAAUUCUAAUGACAUAGGGGAAAAGAAAAUUAAGUACACUAUUUUUUCUAAUUUAGAUGUUUCGGAAAUUAUCGAUUUGUUGAAUAGGAAAUCAUCGAGUAACACAAUUAUUAAGAAAGGCAAAUCACAAUCCAAUGAAGGGGAUUUACAUGAAAUAGAACAAAGUGGCCUUUCAAAAAAGUUGUGUGAUCGAUUACCUAAUACGAAACAUCACAUAGUAGGUGGAAACAGCUGUGAGAAAUUAGAAAGAAAGAGAAAGUUGAAGAAAGCGGUUUCUAUAUUGGCUGCGUUUUCUAAAGAUGGUGUUUGUAAAGAAUCGAAUCGCUCAUAUCAAAGUUCUGGUAGUUCGUUACGUCGUUUUAAGAAAGGAAAGAAAGUAUCAAGAAAAUCAUCAUCGUCGAAUUAUAAUAGUAGUAAUAAUCGUGUUGAGAAUGUAAAAGGAUUAGAAAAAAAGAAAAAUAUUAAAAACCCCAAUGUGCAAAAUAGAUCAAUUGCUUCAAAAAAACGUCAAUUUACUAAAAAAUCACCUGUCUCGCGAAAUCCUAAAACUGUUAAGAAAGUUGAAAUAUCAGAAUCUCAUCAAAGUUCUGAAUCUGAUAGUAAAAAUGAAGUUUUAAAAAAGGCCAAGAUUAUGAAACAUAAUCUUAAUAGUAAUUCUGAAGGAUCAAUAACUUCUUAUGAAAAUGAUGCGAAUGAAAAAGAUGUAGUUGGAAAUGUAGUAUUAGUAUGUGAUCACUUUAAGUUAUCUAACAAAACAACGCUAGGAAGUAGUACGAUAACAGGAAAAAGUAUAUCUUUGGAAGCAUAUCAAAAGGACAUUUUUGGACGUAAAAACUUAGAGAAAGAAAGUGCAAAUGUUAAGGAAGUUGUUGACAAUGAAGUUGUUAGAGAUAAUGAAUUUGUUAGUAAUAUUGAAGUUGCUAAUAGCAAUGGAUUUAAUAAUGACAAUGAAAUUAUCGAUAGCAAUAACAUGGUUAGUGGAAGUGAAUAUGCUGAAGAGGCAGAUAGCAAGGACGAAGUUGUUAGUAUUAUUGAAUUUGUUAAUAGCAAUGAAUUUAAUGUUAACAAUGAUGUCGCUAGUGGAAGUGAAUAUGCUGAAAAAGUUGAUGGCAAGGACGAAGUUGUUAGUGAAAGUGAAUAUGCUGAAGAGGCAGAUAGCAAGGACGAAAUUGUUAGUAUUAUUGAAUUUGUUAAUAGCAAUGAAUUUAAUGUUAACAAUGAUGUCGCUAGUGGAAGUGAAUAUGCUGAAAAAGUUGAUGGCAAGGACGAAGUUGUUAGUGAAAGUGAAUAUGCUGAAGAGGCAGAUAACAAGGACGAAGCUGUUAGUAUUAUUGAAGUUGCUAGUAGCAAUGGAUUUAAUAGUGGUAAUGAAAUUAUUGAUAACAAUGAUGUUGCUAGUGGAAGUGAAUAUGCUGAAGAGGCAGAUAGCAAGGACGAAAUUGUUAGUAUUAUUGAAUUUGUUAAUAGCAAUGAAUUUAAUGUUAACAAUGAUGUCGCUAGUGGAAGUGAAUAUGCUGAAAAAGUUGAUGGCAAGGACGAAGUUGUUAGUGAAAGUGAAUAUGCUGAAGAGGCAGAUAACAAGGACGAAAUUGUUAGUAUUAUUGAAUUUGUUAAUAGCAAUGAAUUUAAUGUUAACAAUGAUAUCGAUAGUGGAAGUGAAUAUGCUGAAGAGGCUGAUAGCAAGGACGAAGUUGUUAGUAUUAUUGAAUUUGUUAAUAGCAAUGAAUUUAAUAUUAACAAUGACGUUGCUAGUGGAAGCGAAGUUGUUAGAGAUAAUGACGUUGUUUUUGAGAAUGAAUUUAUUAAAGAUAAUGAAGUUGCUAUUUAUAAUGAAGUUGUUAGUGAAAAUGAAGUUGUUAAUGGAGUUAGAGUUGUUAGUAGCAAUGAAUUUAUUAAUAAUAAUGAAGUUAUUAAUCGCAAUGAACUUAUUUAUAAUAAUGGAGCUGAUAGUGUAAAUGAGGUUGUUGAAAAUGUUGAUAGCGAGAACAAAGUUGUUAGAGAUAAUGAAUUUGCCAAUAAUAUUGAAGUUGCUAACAGCAAUGGAUUUAAUAAUGGAAAUGAGAUUGAUAGUGGAAGUUGGUAUGUUAGAGAUAAUGCAGUUGUUAAUAAUAAUGGAUUUUUUUAUAAUAAUGAAAUUGUUAAUGAUAAUGGAUUUAUUUAUAAUAAUGAAGUUGUCAAUAAUAAUGAAGUUUUUUAUAAUGAUGAAGUUGUUAAUAACAAUGAAGCUGUUAAUAAUGAAGUUGUUAAUGACAGUGGAUUUAUUUAUAAUAAUGAAGUUUUUGAUAAUAAUGAAGUUGUUAAUAAUUGUGAAUUUGCUAAUGGCAAUGGAUUUAUUUAUAAUAAUGAAGUUGUUAAUAACAAUGAAGCUGUUAAUAAUGAAGUUGUUAAUAAUUAUGGACUUAUUUACAAUAAUGAAACUGUUACUAAUAACGGAUUUAUUAGUAUUAGUCAAUCUUCUUAUAAUAAUGUAAUGGAUAAUUGCCGUAAACUUUUUAGUAGUAACAAGGGUUAUGAUAACUAUGAAUUUCUUAAUAAUAGUAUAGUUUUUAAUGGCGGAAAACGUGCACGUGAAAGUGUUUAUUCUAGUGAUAAUGAAGGUAUGAAUAAGAUGAGAUUUAUUAAUGACAAUAAUAUUCUUGGUGAAAGUGACUAUACUAAUAACAAUGAAUAUAGUAGUGAAGGUGAAGAUUAUAGUGAUAGUGUAAGUUCUAGGACUCCUAGACAUGCAGAGCUUUUUACUCCAUCUCAAUCUCCUAAUGUUGAUGAUGAGAGGUAUAUGAAAAAUGACUAUUAUGUUGGAAAUAGACGUAUGGAGGAAUACUAUUCAAAAUAUAAACAUAAUGAUGGGGAAAUAUUUAAUGAAAGUUUUAAAUUAAAAAGAAAUGAUGACACUAAAAAAAUGGACGAGGAAACGUCAGAAGAGGAAAGCGAGGAAGAGACAGGGGAUCACAUAAUUGACGAAAAUCAUCCUCUUGUUAAAAAUAACAUACACGUAAACAAUUUAACACGAGAUGAGCACCGUGUUUUACUUGAAUAUUAUGGAGGAACACUACCAGAGCGAUAUUAUGACACGAAAUAUUUUGUAAACCCAUAUAAGACGAAUGAUGAUUCUUCAGAGGAAGAACCAGAUUGCUCUAAUUUAUUUUUAGGAUCUUUUGACAUUCCUAAGGAACCAGAGGCUAAAGUUAAUCCAUUUUUAGGAUCAAACAAUAAAAAUUUUAGUAGUUCCUUUUUUCCAUCAAGUUUUUUUAAUUCAGAUAAGCCUACUACUACUACUGCUAGUGAAACAUUUACAAAUGACAAUGUUGAUAAAAAUAUUGUAGAUACGCCUAUAGAAGAUAAAGAGAGCAGUUUGAAUAUAGUAGAAGUUAAUAGUGACGCAGAGGAAAAAAUUGAGCCACUAAAAUCAUUAAAUGAUAAUGAUGACUCAGUUAAUGACAUAUCUAUUAAUAAUGUAAUAGAAAGUGAAAAAGAACAAAUGGUUCAAGUUCAAGAAAACGAAAAAAUUGAGUUAUCAAAGUCAUUAAGUGAUAAUAGUGACUUGGUUAAUGACAUAGCUGUUAAUAAUGUAAUAGAAAGUGAAAAAGAACAAAUGGUUCAAGUUCAAGAAAACGAACAAAUUGAGCCACUAAAAUCAUUAAAUGAUAAUGAUGACUCAGUUAAUGACAUAUCUAUUAAUAAUGUAAUAGAAAGUGAAAAAGAACAAAUGGUUCAAGUUCAAGAAAACGAAAAAAUUGAGUUAUCAAAGUCAUUAAGUGAUAAUAGUGACUUGGUUAAUGACAUAGCUGUUAAUAAUGUAAUAGAAAGUGAAAAAGAACAAAUGGUUCAAGUUCAAGAAAACGAACAAAUUGAGCCACUAAAAUCAUUAAAUGAUAAUGAUGACUCAGUUAAUGACAUAUUUAUUAAUAAUGUAAUAGAAAGUGAAAAAGAACAAAAGACGUCGCGUAAAAGGAAUAGAAAUAUUAUAUCUGAUGAGUUAUCACAAGAAAAUGUUAAGAAACUUAAAUCAUCAAAUAAUAAUAUAAACAAUAAUAAUGUAGUAGAAGAAAAAUAUGAGUACAUUACUCAAUCUGAAAAAGAAAAAAAACCUGAAAUAUCUAAAAGCACCCAACGUAUUAAUUUGUACGAUUUAAUUGUUAAAAAGAAUAAUGACCUUAUGGCUUGUAAUGAAAAACAUGAAUAUAUUCAUGUGCCAGAGGAACAAAAUGAGGAAAUUACUAAAUCUGAAGAAAAAAAACUUGAUAUAUUUAAAAACAACCAAUGUAUUAAUUUAUACGAUUUAAUUGUUAAAAACAAUAAUGACCUUAUGUAUUGUAGUGAAAAAUAUGAGUACGUUAAUGUACCAGAGGAACAAAAUGAACAAAUAGUUCAAGAAGAGGCUAAAAUUCAACCAUCAACAUUAAUUAAUGAGAAUGAAAACAUGAUUAAUUUUAAUACUAUAUAUAAUAAUGAUACUACAGACGAACAUAUAAAUUUUAUUAAUGAAGUAUUUCCCAAUCCUCAAUUAUAUGCAUCCAAUAAUGAAAUCGAUCAAAAUAGAGAAAUAUAUAACUAUAACCAAAUAUUCUCAAAUGGCGAAAUAUUUACUCCUAAACAAGGAUACUUUAAAAAUAACGAAAUAUAUCCAUUAAAUGAAACAUCCUCAAAUAGUGAAGUAUAUUCAUCUGAACAUGAAAUAGAACAAAAUGACGAAACAUAUUCAUUAACUGGGAUAUUCUCAGAUAAUGAAGUAUAUAAUCCUAAGCGCGAAGUAGAACAAAAUGACGAAAUAUAUUCACUAAAUGGGAUAUUCUCAGAUAAUGAAGUAUAUAAUCCUAAGCGCGAAGUAGAACAAAAUGACGAAACAUAUUCAUUAACUGGGAUAUUCUCAGAUAAUGAAGUAUAUAAUCCUAAACAUGAAGUAGAAAAAAAUGAUGAAAUAUAUGCACUUAAUGAAGUUCAAGAAUAUCACAAAGAUAUAAAAAAAUUACCAAUUAUAUCUAACUUAUCCUCUAAAUCAGCUUUUCAAAAUAUCUCCAAAAAUAUUAUUACUACUAUUACAGAUAACACCACUGAAACAAGUAGUAAUCAUCCAGAGAAAAAAAAUCUAAAGAAAAAAGAAAAAAAAGAAAAAAAAAAUCUAAAGAAAAAAGAAAAAAAAGAUUUAAAUUCAAGGAAACAGGUACUUAACGAAGAACCUAAGACAAAAAAAAAACUUACAAAAAAGAUACUGAAAAAAAUUGUAGACACAAAUGCUUUAUUUGCAUCAUCGGACAGCGAUAUGUCAUUAUCUGAUAGUAGUGCAUCUCCCUGCAGAAAACAACCACAUAUACCUCGAGAUGAUUCUUCAUCAGAUGAUGAAAAUAACGCCGGACAACCAGUAUCUAUACAAAAAAAAAGCACAAUAACAAUAAAAAAAUUCUGUAUAUUACCACCUACGCCGAUGCUAGUAGAAAAUACUUUAGUACUACAAGAAAAAAUAUCCGCAAACCAAAUUACAUUACAUAAAGAUAUUUGUAGAGAGAACUAUUACCAAAAGGGUCAAAAAAUUGAAAAAAAAGAAUCAAUAUAUAACACUAUGAAAGUGGAUAUGAUACACAAAAAUGUAGAGAACACAAGUACUAAAUCAGCAAAUACCAAAAUUACUCAAAUACCUAUUAAAUCAGAAAACACCAAAAUUAUUCAAAUACCUAUUAAAUCAGAAAACACCAAAAUUAUUCAAAUGCCUAUUAAAUCAACAAACACCAAAAUUAUUCAAAUGCCUAUUAAAUCAACAAACACCAAAAUUAUUCAAAUGCCUAUUAAAUCAACAAACACCAAAAUUAUUCAAAUGCCUAUUAAAUCAGAAAACACCAAAAUUAUUCAAAUGCCUAUUAAAUCAGAAAACACCAAAAUUAUUCAAAUGCCUAUUAAAUCAGACAAACACCAAAAUUAUUCAAAUGCCUAUAAAAUUAUUCAAAUGCCUAUUAAAUCAACAAACACCAAAAUUAUUCAAAUACCUAUUAAAUCAGAAAACACCAAAAUUAUUCAAAUGCCUAUUAAAUCAACAAACACCAAAAUUAUUCAAAUGCCUAUUAAAUCAACAAACACCAAAAUUAUUCAAAUGCCUAUUAAAUCAGAAAACACCAAAAUUAUUCAAAUGCCUAUUAAAUCAACAAACACCAAAAUUAUUCAAAUGCCUAUUAAAUCAACAAACACCAAAAUUAUUCAAAUGCCUAUUAAAUCAACAAACACCAAAAUUAUUCAAAUACCUAUUAAAUCAGAAAACACCAAAAUUAUUCAAAUGCCUAUUAAAUCAACAAACACCAAAAUUAUUCAAAUGCCUAUUAAAUCAACAAACACCAAAAUUAUUCAAAUGCCUAUUAAAUCAGAAAACACCAAAAUUAUUCAAAUGCCUAUUAAAUCAACAAACACCAAAAUUAUUCAAAUACCUAUUAAAUCAGAAAACACCAAAAUUAUUCAAAUGCCUAUUAAAUCAACAAACACCAAAAUUAUUCAAAUGCCUAUUAAAUCAGAAAACACCAAAAUUAUUCAAAUGCCUAUUAAAUCAACAAACACCAAAAUUAUUCAAAUACCUAUUAAAUCAGAAAACACCAAAAUUAUUCAAAUGCCUAUUAAAUCAACAAACACCAAAAUUAUUCAAAUGCCUAUUAAAUCAGAAAACACCAAAAUUAUUCAAAUGCCUAUUAAAUCAACAAACACCAAAAUUAUUCAAAUACCUAUUAAAUCAGAAAACACCAAAAUUAUUCAAAUGCCUAUUAAAUCAACAAACACCAAAAUUAUUCAAAUGCCUAUUAAAUCAACAAACACCAAAAUUAUUCAAAUACCUAUUAAAUCAGAAAACACCAAAAUUAUUCAAAUACUUAUUAAAUCAGCAAACACCAAAAUUAUUCAAAUGCCUAUUAAAUCAACAAAUACCAAAAUUACUCAAAUAUCUAUUUUCCAAAAAGAAAUGAAAGAAUCAUAUAAAGAGAUCAGCAAUACAUUAAAUAAGUAUUAUAAUGUAUCUAAUACAAUAACUAAGUUAUUUGAAACAUCUUUCGAAAGGAAUACUUUAAAAAUUUCAUGUUUUUUUAAGAUGGUUAUUGAUACUAAACAAUUUUGGAUUUAUAAGAAAAGUAUUGUUGUUAAGGAGUGGAGCAAGGGAAAAGUAUUAAGGGAAAUGAUUGCUCAUUUCAUUAAUGACGUAUGUAACGCAUCCACAAACAGCAAAGGGAUCCAUACAGAGAAUAACGAUACCAAAGAUGACGUUGUUUUAACAUCUAUUGGAAGGCAGUAUUGUUAUAUUUCUGAAAAAUUAUUAUAUUCUGAAGAAGGGAGCCCUGUGAAAGAGUACGGUUUGAACGAUAUUUGCAAUUAUUAUAGGUCUAAAAUUAUUUAUGAUCUAAAAUUUAAUCUAACUUCUUAUCCAUUUAAACCGUGUAUUACAUCUACAUUUGUUUAUAACCCGUUAUUGACUAAGCUAGCUAAAACUUCAAAUAUGUGUUCAUUCGUUUAUAAUACAUCACCCAUUGUACACACCAAAAUGUUUAUUACAUCUACAUCUGUUUAUAAUACAUCACCCAUUGCACACACCAAAAUGUUUAUUACAUCUACAUCUGUUUAUAAUACAUCACCCAUUGCACACACCAAAAUGUUUAUUACAUCUACAUCUGUUUAUAAUACAUCACCCAUUGCACACACCAAAAUGUUUAUUACAUCUACAUCUGUUUAUAAUACAUCACCCAUUGCACACACCAAAAUGUUUAUUACAUCUACAUCUGUUUAUAAUACAUCACCCAUUGCACACACCAAAAUGUUUAUUACAUCUACAUCUGUUUAUAAUACAUCACCCAUUGCACACACCAAAAUGUUUAUUACAUCUACAUCUGUUUAUAAUGUGUCACUAAAUAAGCUAGCUAUAUCUUCUAAUAAAUAUGUGCCUGUUUAUAAUACUUCUACUGAUCUAUAUAAUUGCAAAUAUUCUAAAACAUAUUCUGAACAGUGUGUCCUAACUGAUGAUGUAAUAAUUUCUAAGAAAUUUAGCAAUGUUGCUGGGACAAUAGAUGAAAAACAACCUAUCUCUUUGGAUCAAAAUUCUCGUAUGGAGAAACCUUCUGUUAUGGAUCGCAAAUGCAAUACUGAGAUGAGUACAAUGAGUACUCAUUUAAUCAAUACCAACCCAAGUUUCACAACUGAGCAACAUAUACCUACUUAUGAAUACAAGCUUGUGGAAAUAUUAGUAACAGCCAAACAAAAUACCAUGCUAAAUAAGCUUGCAUGUUUCAUUAUGAUCGAUAAAUCAAAUAAUACAAACGAUUUCAAAGAAUAUCUCUUUAUAGCCGAAUCAAAAUUUUCUUAUAAGCAGGAAAAAAAAAAAAAAAAAAAAAAAAAAAAAAAAAUAAAACUAAAAAAAGAAAUAACUGCACAAAAAAAAGAACGGCUUGAAGAGAAAAACGAAGGAACAAUAGAAAAAAAAGAAAUAUCAGUUGAUACACAAAAAAAUAUAGAUAGCAAAACAUGGAAUGAUAAUGAAAUACCUUCAGAUAUCAACAUACUUUUAAAUGAUACAAAAGAUCCAAAAGAUCCAAAUAGUGUAAUAUUAUAUGAUGAAGAAAAAGAGAUCAAACUUGAACAACUUAUAUCGAUGGUAAAUUAUUAUUGCUGGUAUGUGAAUAUUUCGGAGAAUUUUAUUAAAAGUAUUAUUGCUACGUAUAGCUCAAUAAAUUAUAAAAGUAUGGGACACAAUAUAUGUAUUAGAAAUAUUAUUGUUUUAUUUAUUUCAUUUAUCAAAAUGAAUAGAUAUAACAUAUUAUACUUUCUUAACGUAUUAGGAGGGUCAGUUUAUUACUUCCAAGCAAUUUUUCAGAGAACAAUAGAAAUGGAAAUGUCAACAGGCAACAAAGCUAUUAACAAAAAUAAAGGGUACCCAGAUAGAAAAAAAGCAGACAACAAUGCAUUAUACUAUAAUUUGGUUGAUGAUAAUAAUGAAUUUAAUGAGACAACAGACAGCGAACCAUUAUUGUAUAAUGCUGAUAAUGGUACCCCAGUAAAAAGAACUAAUAAUAGCAUGAAAGAAAAUCUAUAUGACAUAACAACAGGUAAGCAUACAAUUGGAAGUAUUAGCCCUCCUAAUAGCGUUGAGGAAAGCGAUGGUGGUAAUAAUAUCGAGAAUGUCAAAGAUAUAAGGUAUUAUCAGAAAUUGGAAGAAUUAAAUGAAUUGAAAGGUAAUAUUACAGAAAGGCAAAAAGAUGUUAAAGAAAAAAGUGAAGAAAAUGAUGACGAAGGUGAAGGAGAUGGUGUAAUGGAAAGACAUAGUAGCAUACUAAUUCAUAGAGGGAUAAGAAGCAAAAAAUUAGUAGACUAUUCUUUAUAUAAUACUUAUGCAAAAUCAUCAUUUUUACAAUGCGCAGAGCAAGCCGAUAAUCAUUUUAUUGGAAAUUAUUUAGGUAGAUAUAAUGAUGCAAAUUUUCUUCACUUAAGGCAAAAAGUAAAAUUAUGUUUAUGCCGAACAUUUGCCCAUAUAAGAAACACAUGCGAAACAUGUGUAUUACAUUUUACGCAUUUGAUAUUCGAUUUAUAUAUAAGUAGGUUUAAUACUAAGAAAGAAUUAAUACAGAGCAUUAUUAAUGAUAUACAUUUGAACGAAAAGCAAUACUCUGACGUUAUGAUACAAUUACUAAAGCAACAUUAUCCAACAAUGUAUCAAGAAUAUUUAGAUAAAGAAGAGCUAAAACAACAAUACAUUCCUUUAUAUAGAGCUUUAUUUGAGUCAACGGAUUUAAUAUAUCAUUUUAUAGGUAUUAUAUGUUUAUUCAUAUCACAAAAAUACUUUAAUUACAAAACAACAUCUAUUAUCAUAAUAGCGAAAUCAUAUUGCAGAAGUCAUCUGGAAGGACUGAAAAGAGUCUAUUCAAUAAACAACGAACUAAUUAAGGAUGUAUCCCCAGAUUAUUAUUCAGCAGCUAAGUACAUGGGAGCCGUAUUUACACAUGGAAGUAUAAGUAAAAGAUUUGCGUUAGAUCUUGAGAUUGCUCUUUUAAAAAAAUUAAACUAUGAUUUAUCAAUACCUACGGCAUACAGUUUACUAGACAGUUUAUUAAAAUCGAAUAAGAAUAUAAAUUUUUCAAAGUUGGAAAAAAAUUACAAUUUAGUAGAAGGAGAAAUACUAUUAAGAAUGGCAGGCAUUGACAACUCUUUUUUAAAAUACAAAUCAUCGACUUUAUCUAUGGCUAUAUAUGAAAUUUUGAACUUUAAUAUAUGUAAAGACAUAAUGCAAAGGGAACUAUCAGUCUUUACCAAAGCAAAGGCAUACAAUGAACUAAAGGAAAAAAAUGAAAGGAUGAAAAGGCAACUAUUUUUGGAAAAUGAAAUAAGAGAGGAACUUAAAAGAAAAGAACUAAAUAUUAUGAAAAGAAGAGAGCGAGGAUUAAUUAUUGCUGAGGAGGAGGAUCGAUUUAUUGUUGCAUCGCAAUAUACAAACGAAAAGGACAACUUACAGAUAUACUUAAAAAAUACUAUAGUAAAAAUUUGCGAUGCAGUUGAUCAAAAAAUACCUACAAAUUAUUACAAAUCACAUUAUAUUACAGAACAAAUAGAUAGGUAUAUUAAAGAUUUUAAUAAGGGUAAAAAAAGGUAUUUAAAAAAAUUAAUUAAUAGGAGUAAAGGAAAAUCAAAGAAAAAAUUUGUUAAUAAAAAUGAUGAAAACACAUUUGGAAAUAUAUUUAAUGAUGAUGAGGCAGGGUAUCGUAACAAUGAAGGAAAGGAACCUGAUAAUAUUGAAAUAGGAGAUAAAUCAGAGUACUGUGAUGAAAAUAGGAAAAUGAAAAAUGAUAAGAAUAACGAAAAAGUAAAAAAAAUAGAACAAAAAAUAAAAAAUGAAAAGAAAGCGAACAUGUUUUAUAAGGUGAAAAAAAAAAUAUUAAGGAUUAUAAAGAAAUUAACAAAGAAAUUAAAAAAAAUCAAGUAUUCUGAUAUCCCUAUUAAAUAUUGCACUUCGUAUGUAUUAUAUGGAAAAGAUUUAAAAAUAUAUGUAAAGAAACAUAAAGGGCAUUAUCAUGAUAAAGAAAAUAUAAUGAGAUCGGAAAAUGAACAUAUGAAAGAUAAAGAACAACAAAAUUCGGAAAAUAAUACAUGCGGAGGAUUAUCAGAAGGAAGUUCCUUAAAAAAAAAAAAAAAUAAAGGUUACAUAAUAGGGUCAAAGACUGAAUCGACAGAUGAAAAUUUGGUAUAUUAUUACAAUUAUAUAAGUAGAUUAAGAAAUAGGCUCAUCAUAGGUUUAAAAUAUUUCAAAAAUAGAAUUAAUAGCAUCAAGAAGACAGAUGUAUCAAUGAAAUUACUUAGUUUAGAAUAUAUUCUUAACAAAAAAGAGAACAAGAAAGGGAAAAAUGGAAAGAGGAAUAUACGUAUUACCAAAAACAUUUCUUUAUAUAAACAACUAUUAAAUGAAAUUAAAAUUUUGUUUCUGUGGUUUUACAAGUUAACAAAUAUUGAGAUUAGACCGUUAAUCAAAUUUUCGGAUCUAAAAUUUAUAUCUACAGUUAAAUUGUACGACAAAGAAUAUUCUAAAUAUAUUAAAAAUGUACUUAAUGCUAAUUGUGCAAAUGAUAAUGAAACUAAAGAAAUAACCAAUGAAAGUAAUGCCCAAACUAUUAAGGAUGGUAAAGAAGAAUACAAAGGGCGUCAAAGUGGAGAUAUAGUUUCAAAAAAUAAUAAAAUAAAGGAGAUAGAAUAUGGAGAAAAUUUGGCUGACCAAAAAAGGAUGAGUUAUAGUAAUAGCAUUGGAUAUUUUAAAGCAUAUGAUCAAUCCAUUGGUUCAAGUUUAAAAAUUAAAACAUUGCAAAAUGUGUAUAUUGAGGAAGUGCUCAAAACCAUUGAAACACAAACAAAGAAUUAUGACUUAUUCUUAACUAAUGAUCGGGGAGUGAAAAAUAAAAAAAGGAAAAAUAAAUCAUUAGAUAUUGAGGCUAUUGCAAAAAAAAAAGAAAGGAAAUUGGUUAUGUCGAUGGCUACAGAUAUUGCAAAAAAACACUUGGGACAAAUUAAUAGUAAUCUUGAGGAGUGUAUAUUAUCAGAAAAACAAAAAUAUCUUGACUAUGCAAAAACACUAAAUUUCACAGAUGGUACCAGACUUAGAAAUAUAUAUACUGAUGAAAUAAUUGCAUCAGAUCAAGAUAGAAAUACAAAUACUGACGAUAUGUUAGAGACUGAGCAAAAUAUAUUCGAACGAAAACAAAGCAUGGAAAUAGAAAAACAUCAAGACGAUUCGAUAUUACGACUAAAGGAAUAUGGAAAUUUUAAAAAUGAUUACAAGAGUCCAGGAUUGGUUGAAAAAAGUGUAGAAAAAAAAAAUAAAAAGACAAUAUUUACACAAGGAAAUUUAGCGAAUGAUGAUAAGGACUGGAUUACUAUUAAUGAUCCUGAGGUUGAUGAGUGCGCAAAAGAACUAAUGGAAUGCUUUUUAAAAUGGAAAAACAAAAACUUCAUAUCAAAGAAUUGGACAUAUAAUGAAUAUCCUAAGUGCAAAGAGUAUUAUUUUUCUUUAGUUUUUAGCGAUUUAAAAUCGGCGAAAUCGUUAAAAGGCAUUGUUGAAAUGAUGCAUAUGAAGUAUAUGCAUUUACUAAAUAUAUGUAAGGAGAUUAACAAUCAGCAAAAUAUGCUAGAGGAUGAUUGA